GGAGAAAUAUAUAGCGACUUCUUCUCUCCUCUCACUCUCUCUCUCUCUCCAUUGUCAUAAUUUAGUGUGUGUUUAGAGAGAGAGAGAGAGAGAGAGAGACAUAAAUAUUCAUAUGUACAAGAAGACAUCUUUUGUAAUUUAAAACCACUUGUUCUUUGUUCUUCUCUCUUUCGAGAAGGCGAUUGCAGAGAACAACAGCACUCUCACUGCAAAGAGCUACCAACAAAGAGAUAGAAAAGGAGAGAAAGAGAAAGAUAGAGAGAGAAAGAAACGGACAGCCUGAGAAACAGCAGACACAGAGAGAAAAAGAAGAGAAGAAAGAAUUCAAGACUGAAAGAGAGAGUGUGUGUGUGUGUGUGUGUUUAAUUUUAUCUUUUCUCAAAUCCCACAGAAGAAGAAAACGAUAUCUGAGGGGUUUGCACCCUUUUACGACGUCCUGCAACUAUAAGAGCUGAUUGUAAGAGAAGAAGGUGGGCUUUUUUCUGUGGUGAGAGGGCUUAAACCCAAAAUGAUGAUGAUGAUGAAUAUAAAGACAUGGACAUGGGAAUAGCAACACCGACACUACUCCCUUCUGUUACCUCUCAUUCCAAAGGUCACAAUUCUCUUCAAUAUCUAGACAAGCAAAAUUUCUCGAAUUCUAUGUCCCAAGAUUAUCAUCAGAGUAUUUUCAGUUUCUCGAAUGGCUUCGAGAGAUCACAACAAGAACAGCAGCAGCAACACAUAGCGCAGCAGAUCCGACGGGAUAAACUGAGGGUUCAAGGUUUCCAGCCACCAGUCCCGCCGUUAGUCGGUAUUGAAGGAGAAGAAUCCGGUGAACUUCCGGUUUAUGAGACUGCUGGUAUGUUGUCAGAGAUGUUUAAUUUUCCAUCCGGUGUAGCCGCCACCGCCACCGAAUUGCUUGAGAACCAGAUACUGCAGAGUUACCGGAAUCCCAGGGGUACGCCGCCCAGUGGAGGGGCCUCCACUGCGGAUUGGUUUCCACACAGGCAAGGGAUGGUUGUGGGGGGUGCUAAUUUGGGGGAUUCCAAGAAUCAGACUGUAGUCAAUGACACCGCUUCUCAUCCUCAUCAUCAACAGCAGCAGCAUCAGAUUUCAAGCAUUAAUGCGGAUUCAGCAGCAGCCAUGCAGCUUUUUCUCAUGAACCCGCAACAGCAAAGGUCGCCUUCUCCAUCUCCUUCACAUCCUCCUCCGUCCACUUCCUCUACACUCCAUAUGCUGCUUCCAAACCCCUCUUCUUCUUCCACUCUCCAAGCUUUCCAAAAUCCAUCCGCCGGGGCUUUUGGCCAAUUCACAUGGGUUCCCAAUAGCGGCAAUGAAAACAACCCUAAUGAAAUUCCAGGAGUUGUGGAAGGUCAAGGGCUUUCUCUAUCAUUGUCCUCUUCAUUGCAGCACCUGGAGGCGGCCAAGGCUGAGGAAUUGAGAAUGGGAGAAGGUGGAAUGUUGUUCUUUGGGCAAGGCGGAGGGUCAACUCCACCGCAGUAUCAGUUCAAGAAUUUUGGUGGCAGCGGCGGAGGAGCUUUGCAUUUGCAAGGCGGAGGAGUUAGCCAUAACCACCAGUUGCAUGUGGGUCUUGGUUCUUCCUUAGGAACGGUAAAUAUGCUUCGCAAUUCUAAGUAUGCUAAGGCUGCCCAAGAGUUGUUGGAAGAGUUUUGUAGUGUUGGUAGGGGUCAGUUCAAGAAAAACAAAUUCGGGAAGCAGAAUAAUAACAACGGAAACCCUAGUUCAAACCCAAGUGCCGGCGCCACCAGUGGCGGCGGCGCCGGCGGUGGAAAUUCUUCAUCUUCUUCGAAAGAUAAUCCUCCUUUAUCAGCUGCUGACAGGCUUGAACAUCAGAGAAGAAAGGUCAAACUAUUAUCUAUGCUUGACGAGGUGGACCGAAGGUACAACCAUUACUGCGAGCAAAUGCAAAUGGUGGUGAAUUCAUUUGACAUGGUGAUGGGGUUCGGCGCGGCGGUGCCAUACACUUGUUUGGCACAAAAGGCAAUGUCCCGUCAUUUCCGGUGCCUGAAAGACGCCAUUGCCGCCCAGCUGAAGCACAGCUGCGAGCUGCUGGGAGAAAAAGACGCCGGCACAUCGGGGGUGACGAAAGGCGAAACGCCGAGGCUUAGAAUCCUGGAGCAAAGCCUCAGGCAGCAAAGAGCAUUUCAUCAAAUGGGGAUGAUGGAUCAAGAAGCAUGGAGACCUCAAAGGGGAUUGCCGGAACGAUCUGUCAACAUUUUGAGGGCUUGGCUUUUUGAGCAUUUUCUGCACCCGUACCCAAGCGAUGCAGAUAAGCAUCUGUUGGCCCGACAGACUGGUCUAUCAAGAAACCAGGUUUCAAACUGGUUCAUUAAUGCCAGGGUACGUUUGUGGAAACCCAUGGUCGAGGAAAUGUACCAGCAAGAAGCCAAAGACGAGGCUGCAUCCACUGAACAAGACCGGGACCAAAGCAGCACCAGUGCACAAACUCCAACGCUUAAUGCCAAUCCCCCUGCCACCACCACCACCACCGCCACGUCCGCCACCGCAAUUACUCCCUCGCCAGCCAAAAGAUCCGAAAUCAAUGCCCCCGAAAACGACCCUUCAUUCGUCGCAAUUAAUAACAACCAAUGCUUCUCGGACAACCAACCCAAGCUGCACCACCACUCGACCGCCAAUGUUUCCCUGCCGCCUGCCCCCGCCGUCGCGCAAUCUUUUUCGGUCGUCCAUCCUUCAAAUGAUGGUAUCCAUGAAUCGACGCUGAUAAGGUUUGGUACGAAUGCCGGUGACGUUUCACUCACUCUGGGGCUACGUCACGCCGGAAAUUUGCCGGAGAAGAGUCCCUUCUCAGUAAGAGACUUCGGGGGCUGUUAAGUAAUUAAGUCGAAAUACCCGCCCUGUGCUUAAAUAAGAAAUUAAACCUGCUGCUGCUUGGUUUCAUAUAUAUAUAUAUAUAUAGUUUUAAUUAUGUCAGAAGUGGUUUAAUUAAUUAAAUUAGCUCUUUUUUUUUUUCAUUUUUGUUUUUGUUUUUCCUCUCUGUGUCUGUUCCCGCUAGACAAUCACAAAAUGAGGACGUAGAAACUAAUGUUAGCAAAAUUGUAUAGUUAAAUAUUCAUUUUGUUGCACCUUUAAUUAUAUACUUACCCCCUCGAUCCA
This is a messenger RNA of Sesamum indicum (sesame), 3114 nucleotides long. Its product is annotated as BEL1-like homeodomain protein 4. Gene Ontology annotation, biological process: regulation of DNA-templated transcription. The record is from RefSeq and is a predicted model, not a curated record. Gene Ontology annotation, molecular function: DNA binding. Lineage: Eukaryota; Viridiplantae; Streptophyta; Magnoliopsida; Lamiales; Pedaliaceae.